Molecule: messenger RNA, 1191 nt
Organism: Gaeumannomyces tritici R3-111a-1
Lineage: Eukaryota; Fungi; Ascomycota; Sordariomycetes; Magnaporthales; Magnaporthaceae
Exons: 1
Coding region: 1-1191 (396 amino acids)
Source: RefSeq, a predicted model, not a curated record
AUGUCUGCCCUUAUUGACGACGCAAAUCACUCUGCAUCCCACCGCUUCUUUUCGCAAUUUCGGGAUCCCAAGCCCCCAGUGCCCUCCGAGGAUUCUUCCACAUUCGGCUCACCUCCGUUCCCCCCAGACUUUGGUCGCUCUUCUCCGGUCCCGUCCGAAAACCUGGAGACAAUUCUUGCCGCUGAAGUCUCCCUUCCUCCGUCAGUCGAGUCGGACAACAGGGAAGACUUAGGCUCUGAAAAUCCUUCAGUUGUCCUCCCGGAUCCCGACAUCCACGGGUCGGAGCAAGUCGUUACAUCCAGCGCCUCCGAUUCGGCACCUCAGGAACUAGCCUCCUCCCCAUUCUGGGAAACGCUCGCGCUCAUCAUCCACCUCGCCGAGCGUGCCCUCCAGGAAGGAGAGGAGUGUGACACACCCAAGACACCCAUCGCUCCCAACCCAAGAGUCACCAUGUCGUUAAAUGUCUACACAUUCUCGGGGGCUCCCCUCGAGCUGGCACAAGAUUACCUGGAGCACAUCGAGGCCGAGGUCACCUGUCUCGGCCUUGAGGGCCGCGCCUCAGGAAUUAAAUCCAUGGCUGAAUUUAAGGCGGGUCUGAGAGGAGACGCAAGGGAAUGGUACGGCAUGCAGACCACUCUCGCCCAGAAGAGGAAUUGGACUCUCCUCCGCACAGCCUUCGAGAAUCGUUUCCCCGACGAGGAGAAUGACGACCGGUUCGACGCGGAAACCAAGGCUCAAGUCUCUAAAUCCUCCAGACUUCCCGGAAAGGCUCUCACCACAUACCUCACCCGAGCCAAGCACCUCAACAGUCGGGUCAAGGACACAGUCACUCGACACAUCCUUAUGGAGAGGAUGAUCACCCAGAUGGUGGACGGAGAGUCGGGAGCAGACAUACAGAAGCAGAUUUACAAUCACCUCCUCCUGAAGGAUAAGGCCACCUGGGACCGCAUUCUCCUUCUCGACGGGAUGACCUUCGAGGAACUCAGACAAGUCGCUAUGCACUAUGUCAUCACUCCGGGAAAGGCAGCUCGGAUAAGGGAGGAAACCUCCCGCCCGGUUCCAUCCGAUCCCACAAAAAGACUCGCCAUCACCAUAGAACAGAUGGUGUCAUUAAUGGAGGCCAUGAUAAGGGGAGUCAAAACUCAAGCUCCAGCUCCUUUUCCUCCACCCGAACAUGCUGCUCCCCGAUAG